AUGUUGACAAAUAACAAGAUUUUUGUGUGGAAUUGUCGGGGUGCUUCUAGUAGUGCCUUCUAUAGAUACUGUAAGAAUUAUGUGAAUCAAUACAAGCCUGCGAUGAUGAUAGUGGUAGAAACAAGAUGUAAUCCAACCUUGCCCAGUAAAGCUUUCAAGAAGUUGGGUUAUGACAUGAUCGAGAGCAGUGUUAAUAAUGGCUUUACAGGAGGGAUUAUUAUGGGUUGGAGAUUGGGUGAGAUGAAUGUCCAUGUGUGUCAGAAAAAUGAACAAUAUAAUCAUGUGAGUAUUAAGGAGGAUAAUGAUAUGAAGUGGUAUUUCACUACUGUUUAUGCUAGACCGAAUGAAGAUAGCAAGAAGAUCCUGUGGGAUGAUUUGAAAGUGAUUGCGAGUAGCAUGAGUGACCCUUGGAUGCUGGUCGGUGAUUUCAACGACAUUGCGUAUGUGAGUGAUAAGAGAGGUGGAGCCACUCCUUCUAUGAGUAGAUGCAGGAGAUUUCGUGAUAGAAUGGACAUGUGCCUUAUUAAUGAUGUGGAGGUUAGGGGUCCAGUGUUUACUUGGAGAGGCCCUAUUUAUCAUGGUGGGCAACACAUUUAUGAGAAGUUGGAUCGUGCUGUGAGUAAUGAUGAUUGGAGGCUGCAAUUCCCUGAUGCUUAUGUUAAAGUUUUGGCGAGGGUGGAGUUCUCGGACCAUCAUCCAAUUCUAGUUAACUUAAGAGAAGAGCAAAGUCAUUGGCGUGAGAGACCAUUCCGGUUUGAAAAUGCUUGGCUUAAUAAUGAUUCCUAUAACUCUAUGCUCAAGGAGGUUUGGAAAAAAGACAGUAAUGUGGAGGGGAACUUGAAGAAUGUUGUAGAUGGCAUUAAGAAGUGGAAAUUGGAUUCUUUUGACGAGAUUAAGAGAACCAAGAACAGUAUCAUGCGUAAGCUUGGAGGUAUUCAAAGGAGUCUUCAAAUGCAUGACAAUGUAGGAGGCAUGAGGAGGCUAGAGGUUAAGCUUCAGAAGGAGCUUAGUAAUAUUCUUAAUCAGGAGGAGCUUUUAUGGCAUUAG
Molecule: messenger RNA, 1047 nt
Organism: Vicia villosa (hairy vetch)
Lineage: Eukaryota; Viridiplantae; Streptophyta; Magnoliopsida; Fabales; Fabaceae
Exons: 1
Coding region: 1-1047 (348 amino acids)
Molecular function (GO): catalytic activity
Source: RefSeq, a predicted model, not a curated record